AUGUCCCCGCCUCCAUACAUCCCUCCUUGUGCCCCUUACGGCGCAUACCCAUCGAGCUAUGGAUACCAACCAUCUCUAGCAGCAGGAGUCUUCUUCAGCGUCUGUUUUGGCCUCUACACCUUGUCAAACGUCGUCCAAACCUUUCGCACUCGCUGCUGGUGGAUGGGUCUCUUCUUCAGCUGCGGCACAAUCCUCGAACUCGUCGGAUGGAUUGGACGUACCGUCGCACACUCUUGUUCCUACUCUGGCGAAGUCAACACCAUGCAAAUCGCCUCGCUGAUCAUGGGACCUGCAUACACGCAAAGUGGCGUCUACAUUGCGCUGUGGAUGAUUGUCAAGAUCUUGGGCAGAGAGGUGUUGCCAGUGCCGCCAAAGCUCUACCUGCUCGUCAUUUUCAGUGUCGAUUGUGUGUGUCUGAGUCUCCAGGCAAUCGGCGGUGGUCUGGCAGGUGCUGCGUUCGAUCAAGGCACCAGCACUUCUACUGGCACAACUAUCAUGGUCGUUGGCAUCAUCGCCCAGCUGGUCUCUGGCAUGGUGUUCGCGGGCUUCUUGUGCAUCGUCUUUCCUCGUGGAGCCUCUAAGAUCAAAGCAAACCGAUCGCUCUUAUUGGCGUGCGUUGCCAUUGUCAUCAGCACGACCAUGAUGAACUUGAGAGGCUUCUAUCGAUCCAUCGAGCUAUGUCAGGGCUGGAGAGGUCCGCUCAUCACAAAGCAAGGCUAUGUCAUCGGACUGGAUGCAGCGCCCAUGCUUAUUGCCAUGGGAGUUCUGGCGGUCUUGAAUCCUUCUGUGCUUUUGCGCCGAGCCGAAAAGGCGCAAAUCGUCGAAGAGAGUGGCAGCCCGCUCGACGUGGAGAAGGCAGUACCCGAGAGAUUAGACUCUGAUGUUGAGGCUUGA
Molecule: messenger RNA, 894 nt
Organism: Aureobasidium vineae
Lineage: Eukaryota; Fungi; Ascomycota; Dothideomycetes; Dothideales; Saccotheciaceae
Source: the annotation of a GenBank genome assembly